Messenger RNA from Perkinsus marinus ATCC 50983, 717 nucleotides. Its product is annotated as M protein, serotype 49 precursor, putative. NCBI's taxonomy places the organism in Eukaryota, Perkinsozoa, Perkinsida, Perkinsidae. The coding region runs from base 1 to 717 and encodes 238 amino acids. The record is from RefSeq and is a predicted model, not a curated record. The transcript is spliced from 5 exons.
AUGUCCUCGUCUACGCAUUAUCACAUCCCUCCGUAUGGUGGGUAUGGACCUAACGAUGGUGAUGAUGUGGAGGAAGAGGAGGCGGAAACGGAACAGGUGAGCUCACUGUUCAGUUACGUCAACCGAUUGGGUGAGAUUGAGAAUUCAAAUGUUGAUCUUGAACGACGAUUAAACGAUAAUAUGAUGGACACUAUGGAGAGGAUAAGGCAAGAACAUGCAGGCCAUAGAAGAGCUAUUGAGGAAAAGGAGCACGAGAUUGGUGUACUUCGACAUGAGUGCGAGACGGAGCGGAAUGUUAGAAAUAGGGAAGUGUCGAACUUGAAGGCCUCGUUAGAGAACGAGAAACGAUUAUUAGGAGAAGCUCGUGCUCGAGAGGAAGAACUUGUCAACGAAUGUCGCAUCAAAAUUUCCGAUUUGGAGGCCGAUUUUGCCUCCCGGGAAAGGAUACUAGUUGAUCAGAAGGAGGAGAUGGAAAGGUCUCUGAGGGCGGCUAUUAAGAGGCUUGAAAACGAGGUAGAAGAUCGAUGUGAGAGCUUCAGAGCGGAGGAAAUGGUGUGGGAGAAAUUGAGAGGGGAUACUGAGGGAAAGCUGGUUGAGCUGACGGCUGAUAACUCGCGACUUCGGCAGGAAGUUAAGGAACUUAGAGCGCAGUUGGCAGAAGUGCAGGAAAAGCUUAGAAAGGCUGAGGUGAAUAUUUCGCUGAAGAAUAUUCCUUAG